ACUACAGAUCGUUGAAAAGUGUGUUCGAAUUCGUUAAAGUUUUCUCAAGAAUAACUGCAAAAUGAUACAGACUAAGAAACGGUCCGUUUCAGAAAACUCCGUUUCCGAAUCAGGCAAACCGGUAAAGAAGCUGAAGAACGGAGACGCUGUGAAAAAGGUCGUUGUGAAACCAGACGGUAAAGUAAAGAAAGACGGAGUGACCGGCAAACCUAAAUUCCAAAAGAAUGAUGGCACUAAAUCAAUCGCCGGCAAGGCGGGCGGAAAGUUUGAAAAGAAACAUUCUCCUGGUGGAAAAUCGGGUACACUACCGGUCAAGAACAAGUUCGUAGCAAAUACGCCCGAGUCGAAGAAAGAGUACUGGAACAGUAUGAAGGCGAAACAGAAGGAACUGCGACAGGCACGCCGGCAGAACAAAGCGAAGGAGCUGUACGAGCUAAGCGUUAGUGCGAAAAAAAUCUACGACAAGCUGAAUCGUAGAAAUGCCGAAAACAAGGAGGAGCUCGUCCAGAAGUUGCACGAGCUGCUUGGGAAGGAAAAUGCAUAUUCUAAGAUCGCGACAACGCACGAUACGGCUCGAGUCAUUCAAUGCAUGGUAAAGAAUGCUUCUGAAAGCAUUCGUGAUGAGAUUGCCACGAGUCUGCUGCCUUCGCUGUGCGAACUGGCGACGUCCAAAUACGGGCAUCACUGCAUUACGAGCUUGUUUAAGCAUGGAACGAAACAGCUGUGGAUGCGUGUGGUGGACGAGAUCAUAAAGCACGUUAUAAAGUUGGUAAAUCAAGCAUUUGCUGGAGCCAUUGUCGAUGCCGCCUAUAACGAGUACGCUACGAACGACCAGCGAUCGCUGAUGCGGCAACCGUUCUAUUCGGAUCUAUACCAACUGGAGAAGGAUCGCAGCAUACAGACGAUAAAGGACUGCUGGAAGACGAACGGGUACAUGAAGAAGAGCGUACUGAUGACAGUAAAAGGCCAUCUCGUGCAAGCGGCCAACAAAAAGUGCACCGACAAUAGUCUCAUUCAUGCACUGCUGGCCGAAUUCCUCCCGGAAGCGGGAGAACAAGAGCGCGCGGAAGUAAUCGAGCUCUAUCUGCCCCUAUUGGCGUCGAUUUCCAGCACACGAGAAGGUACCGGUGCGGCCAUUUUCUGCUUCCUACGCUCAGUGGUCAAAGAACGCCGUGCGGCACUGAAAGCCAUGAAACCGUACAUAGAAAAAAUGACAAUCCAUGAGCACGGACAUCGGUUGGUCUUGUGUGUGUUGAACUGUUAUGAUGACACAGUCAUCCUAGGGAAACAGGUGGUCACCCCCAUCAUGCAGCAGCUAGAAACGAUCGUCGGAACGGGCGAGUGGGGUCGAAAAGUAGUUGGAUGGAUUUUCUCACCCGCAGAUAAGGAUCUGCUGCAUCCGGCCCAGAUCGAGAUGCUCGAUGGCUACCUCGAGCACAGCAAAAAGGAUAAGGACAUUCGGCGCAAGGAGUUAUUUGCAUCGGCUGAGGCAGCAUUUUGUCAGCAGGUGGAAAAUAAUCCCAACUUUUGGCUCCGUGGUGGCCACACUGCACUUCUAACAGCCGCUAUAUUAAAGAACUAUUCUGGAGAACACCUGGCACGUUUGCACCGGGCUCUGGCGAAGGUGGUGUGCGAUCCGGAAUGGAAAGUGCACGAGAACGAAAUUAACCUUGACGGCUCGAUCCUGUCCGUGGAGGCCGUGAAAAAGCCGAAGGAGAAUGAAAAACCUGCCGGCGAACGGAAGAUCAAGAAGUUCAAGAAAAGUCCAUUCGAGGAGGAGAAAGCUGCUUCACGCGAAAAACAAUUGGCCGCCAAUCCGCUGGUUAACGGUGUAGAACAUGCUGGCAUACACAUUGCGCUAAAGAAAAUGCUUAAAUUGGACCAAGAGAAGCGACAGCAGGACGGUGAAGACGUUUCGCAGUUUGGACAAGCGCUUGUCGAAGCCCUGACCGACGAGCGGUUGAGCACGUGGAUUGCCCAAAAUAGGCCGUCUUUCCUGCUACUGCUUACAUUCGAAAAUUCUACCGUGGCCGUACAGAAAAUGCUGCGUGAGAAGUUGCUGCCAUUGAAGAAGCAACUAAAGGCGCAGACACAUACGGGAGGAAAACUGUUGGUCGAAAAACUGAAAUUUUAG
Molecule: messenger RNA, 2134 nt
Organism: Anopheles coustani
Lineage: Eukaryota; Metazoa; Arthropoda; Insecta; Diptera; Culicidae
Gene: peng
Product: protein penguin
Exons: 3
Coding region: 62-2134 (690 amino acids)
Biological process (GO): regulation of translation
Cellular component (GO): nucleolus
Molecular function (GO): mRNA binding
Source: RefSeq, a predicted model, not a curated record